Molecule: messenger RNA, 2934 nt
Organism: Fusarium sp. VM40
Lineage: Eukaryota; Fungi; Ascomycota; Sordariomycetes; Hypocreales; Nectriaceae
Source: the annotation of a GenBank genome assembly
AUGGCCUCAGUACAAGUCGAAGAAGAAGUCUACGACGUGCUCAUCAUCGGCGCCGGCCCCUGCGGUCUCGCCAUCUCAGCCCGUCUACACGAACACACCCCCGCCGCCCUCUUCACCGACGAAGAACACCGUCGCUUCCACUGGAUCUCCAAGUACGGCAACAAGAUGCCCCUCAAGCACGUCCGCAGCGGAAAGACAUAUCCCCCCAAGACCCGCGCUCAGAAACCCCAGUAUAGAAUGCUUGUGCUUGACGCUGAUAGCGAUACGUGGAUGGGCCGCUGGAAUAGGCUGUUCAAGAUGUAUGAUAUCUCUCACUUGAGAAGUCCUAUGCUUUGGCAUGUUGAUCCGCUUGAUCGGGAUGCGUUGCUGGCGCAUGCGUAUGCCAAUGAUAGAGAGGAUGAACUUGUGGAGAUUAGGAAUUGUGUGGGCAAGGAGAUCAGCAAACAUGGUCGGAAGAAGAAUGGACAGCGAGCCUGUGGACGAAGACAAGAGUCCCGUGUUGAUAUCAACGUCCGAGAACGCAAUGAUUACUACAACCCUUCUACAGCUCUCUUCUGCGACCACUGCGAGAAGGUCGCUGCGCGGUACAGACUAGGUCCCGAUAUUAUCCGCAAGGAAGCCCUGGAGCAUCUCGACUACAGCGAAGUCAAAGGCGUCUCCAUUGACGGCGAGAAGCUCUUCACUGUAACAUCCAACAAAGUCCGUCGCUACGCCAGAACAGUCGUGCUAGCCGUCGGUCCUGCAAACGUAGCCAAGAUCCCCCGCCUCCCUUCCAUGUCUGACGUUGAGAACCUCCCGCAGGCAUGCCAUAGCAUGCACAUUACAGAGUUCCCAGAUCCUAUAGUCAAGCAAAGAAUCGCAGCACGGCGACAGACGAAUGUUCUUGUUGUGGGCGGCGGUCUCACUUCGGCGCAGUUGACGGACCUUGCUAUUCGAAAGGGCGUCACCAAGGUGUGGCAUAUCAUGCGCGGGCCUCUGCGGAUCAAACACUUUGAUGUGGGCCUCGAAUGGAUGGGCAAGUUCAAGAAUGCAAAGCAGGCACAGUUCUACUACGCUGAUUCAGACGAUGAGAGAAUCGAGAUGAUCAAGGAGGCUAGAGGUGGAGGAAGCAUCACUCCUGUUUUCCACAAGCGGCUCAAGAAGCAUCUUGCUACUAAGAAGCUUGAGCUAUUCACCGAGACAAGUCUCGUAGACGCUUCGUUCGACGCAGAUAGCGGAACAUGGAGUGUGCAGACGAAUCCACCGGUUGAGUUACCGGCGAUGGACUACAUGUACUUCGCAACCGGUAUCCAGACCGACUUCUCCUCAUUGCCGUACCUAAGCACAAUCAUGGAGAAGCACCCCAUCCAAGGCCGCGGUGGAUUUCCCUGCAUCAACAACGAUCUCAUGUGGAAUGAUGAAGUGCCGCUUUUCAUGAUGGGGCGACUCGCAGCUUUGCGUCUUGGGCCAGCGGCGCCAAAUCUGGGAGGAGCACAGGUUGGUGCUGAGAGGAUUGCGUGGGCGAUUGAAGAUCGUGUUCGGCGGCCGGGAGAGGGGGAGGAUGAGGGUGUUGGGGAUCUCAGGAAGGGACUUCGGAAAAUAAAAUGCGACGAGACAUGGCCCACGUGCAAACGCUGCACCACGUCCAACCGCGUAUGCACUGGAUACAGCCCUACGCCAGCCGGUAGCUUCUCGUGGGACGUCCUCCUGCGCGCCGCCCAACCGCGUCUCCUCCCGGUGACUGACCCCGGCGAAGUGCGCAGCUUGUCCUUCUUCCAUCACGCUGUUGCGCCGUUCCUCUCAGGGCCUUACGAUGGCUCGUUCUGGACGUAUUUGGUUGCGCAGAUGACGCACUCUGAACCUGCUGUGCGACACACAGUUCUAGCCAUCAGCUCGCUCUUCGAGAGCUAUAGUCUGUCGCUCAAUGUUGAGCCUACUUUCAACAGAUUCGCCGUACUGCAUUAUAACCGCGCCAUUAAUAUUCUGGUUAACCACACUGCGCCGAGUCUCGAUCUUGUGUUACCCGUCUGUGUGUUAUUUAUCUGCAUUGAGUUCUUGAGAGGGAACUCCGAAGCCGCGGUGAUUCAUGCGAGUCACGGCGUGGAAUUGUAUAAAGCGACGGCAGAUAACUCGCGCCUCGCAACCAUCCUCUCCCAAAUGAACAUGUUUCCGCUAUUCUUCGUUGAAGGCGGCGAUGAAUUCCCGCUUCUUCGACGGGAGAUGAGCAGUACCGUCAAAGAACCCCCGGAGUUCUUCAACAUGGGCGAGGCGCAAUCCAUUUUUGGCCAUCUUUGCGUCGAGUCACUAAGAAUCACCCGCGCAGUAAACUCAUACCAAUUCAAUAACGACCAACACCCCCCAGAAGAGGUGAUUGCCAUGCAACGAGAGGCUGAGCAAGAUAUAAAAGCCUGGGGCGCUGUGUUUGACAAGUUCCAGGCAGCGCGUCCUGAUACCGAUCGUGAUGACUCGACAGGUCUAGCACUCAUGCUGUGGUACAAGUUUAUAAAGCUGUGGCUGUCAGAGUGCCUGGCGACGAACGAAACGGAGGACGAUGCUCUGAGAGAUGAUGUUACAGGCUGGGUACGGAAAACAGCAGAGAGCAUCAAGAAUCCACAAGUAAAGCAUGCCGAAUUUAUCUACAGCACUGGCUUCAAUCUCAUGCUGCACUUCACCAUCAACCGUUGCCGUUAUCGCCCUCUUCGGAUGGAAGCUCUCUCCCUCAUGCGGAAGCUUUCUAGGGACAACAAGGACGAGUGGGAGGAGCCGCUCGUAGUUGAGCAUGAUACUAACCAUUCGGAGGAGAAUGAUAUAAAUGAUGGGGCGCUGUCGCCUGGUCGGGAGAGAAAUUGGAAAUCGGUGGUGCUUCAGCAGGACCCUAAGAAAAAGAGCACCAAGGAUGGAAAUCGUCGGAAUAUGUUGUGGAGUUAUCAUCUUAUAGAUAAGAUUCAUGAAUAA